Molecule: messenger RNA, 1686 nt
Organism: Gregarina niphandrodes
Lineage: Eukaryota; Apicomplexa; Conoidasida; Eugregarinorida; Gregarinidae
Product: putative DNA mismatch repair protein MutL
Exons: 1
Coding region: 1-1686 (561 amino acids)
Biological process (GO): mismatch repair
Cellular component (GO): MutLalpha complex
Molecular function (GO): ATP binding; mismatched DNA binding; ATP-dependent DNA damage sensor activity
Source: RefSeq, a predicted model, not a curated record
AUGGAUAUUCAAAAUGGCCGGCAGAGGGAGACCAUGCCCUGGGAAGAGUCGGUGAUAAAGGAUCUGGACGCGCGAACGGUCCAGCUGAUCAUGGGUGGUGAAGUAUAUGUGCGGCCUCUUUCGAUCGUUAAAGAGCUUGUGGAUAAUGCUAUUGACGCUUCGGCAACUAAAAUUCAAGUUAACAUCAUUAAUGGCGGAUUUGGAUCAGUAACCGUCAUAGAUGAUGGGGAUGGAAUACCACAGGAGGAGUUCCAGAGACUAUGUAAGCCCCAUUCGACGACAAAAAACAGACAAAAGGAUGGUAACCAUCUAAUGCUUGGCUUUCGUGGUGAAGCACUAUGUUGCUUAACAUAUUUGGCGGACGUUACGAUUUAUUCUAAAGCGGGGGAAGAAUUAUUUGGAUACAGGGGGUUAUAUAAAGAUGGUAAUGUCAAUGAAAUUGAAUCUUUAUGUCUACCGUCGAUCGGCACGACCGUAGAGGUGACAAAUAUAUACAGAACGCAUCGUGUACGACGUCAAAAGAAGGAUGCUAUUCAGGAAAGGAAUGCUAUAGCAGCAUAUCUAACAGACAUGAAAGUGUUUUAUUCUAAUUUGAUAAUAACUAUGGAAGAGCAGAGUGUGUAUCUCCGACCGUUCAAAUAUUCUGAUCGGUCUUUCGACAGCAGAAUUAAAACUCUAGUCCAGCUCUUUCCCAGUCUGCAACCUUCGCAACUUCGCCCUAUUAAACUCACUGCCGGAUGGGGAGAGGUUAGAGGUAUAUAUAUGAUCAAUCAAUCAUUCGAGAUAUUGGAUAAAGCUAAACCUGUCUCUGAUAACCGAUUUAUCACCUUCAUCAACCGCCGUCCGGUUCUAUGGUCAAACUUCAAGAAGGCUGUCUUGAAAGUUUACGAAACCUUUAUUUCAAUUAACGGUAACGCCAAUUUGGUGUUAUUCUGGGACAUCACAUUAAAUCACAUCGAUGACAACAUCGAUAGAUUAAAACUAUCCGUCACCAUUCAAGAUGAACAAUAUAUCAUUGGACAGAUUAUCACUCAACUCGAAAACGAACUCAAUAAUUCCGUUCAUCUCAGCCAGUCAGCAGGAAGAAGAAGCCAGCAACCAUCCGCACCCGGAUACUUCCAGUCAGAGUCUAGAAAUAUGACCCAACAAACAUUAACAGCAUUCAACAUACGGACUCCGAUAGGAGAAGAUAAUAUUCCGAUAGGAGAUAACAUUCCGAUAGGAGAUAGUGAUUUACAAGGCAACGAAAAACGGAAUCCUAAAGGUGACCCUGCGAAAGAGUUAUACGACCCUCCCGAAGUGGACUUACCCAAUCCGCCGGCGAAAAGACUAGCUUUGGUGCCACGUUCCGCAGCGCCUAGCUCGGUGAUAAAGUCGGUGGGCUCGAACUCAAUGUUGAGUCGCGAUAUUUUGUUUGGUAACAGGGACUUAUUCAAACAGUUGGAAUUCAUCGGUACAGCGGAUAUGAAAACUUUUGUACUGGGUAGCCCAAAUCAUAUCGUGACAGCCAACAUAGGGUCUUUUGUGAAGAACGUGAUUCUACCUCAGUGUACUGUCGUGCAAGAUCUUGUACCACCUCUGGAUCUGUCCCGUAUUAUCACGAGUAAAACAAUUACAGACUUGAACUAUAAAGUAGUCGUCAAAAAUAACAUCGUGUACUCCUUGCCAAGAUACCUGAUCAAGUAA